AUAAGAUAGAAUCUUGGUAGAGUCUAAAUGGAUAUUAAGCUGAAUUAUGAUACGGUUGCUUUUGCAGUGUAAGACAAACUGUAUACUCAUUGAAUCUUUAGGUCUCCGCAAUUCCGAUUGACCCUCAAUCUCAGACUUACGUGCAGCUACUUCAGGAAAGCGAAAAUGUUCAGAAUCAAAUGAAGGAGUCCACAUCUACAGUACUGCAGAACAUUGCUUCCUACGACACGUACAUAAAAAACAUGUCUGACUCAAUACUGGCCGAGCAGCUGCAAUCAAUACAUGAAAAAAUCUCAGGGAUGAAAGCAAAUCUGGGCAAACGGAUCCAAAAAAGAAGCGCUGGAAGCUCUGAAAACACCAAAGACUUUUUAACAAAGUGCGUGAUCAACGAAGACGUCUUGGAUCGACUAGCCGAUGAAGUCAACGAACAGAUAAAGACGUGCUCCACUGUCGCCAUGGCGGAAAUGUCAAAUGUCGUAAGUUCGAGCAUGGCGGAUGCGCAGGCGUUCAUGACCUUGCCGAAUGUCAUAGGCAGUGACGUACAGCGGUGUGGGUUGAACAAGGAGUGCAGAUGGGAUAUCGUACAACACAGCAUUUGGAAGCACUGCAGGUUCCACCAAAGAUAUACUCACUCACAGCCAAGAUACAGUCACUGGUACUGAAGACAGUGAUCUCAAUAGACUCCUGUGGUUUGAAAGGACUACGAAAUAUCGGAGAAGUCGGGGUGCAACUCAUGCAGGAUGUUUACAAUUGUAUCAUGGAUGAAGUAGAAAUGGCAAACUAGAUCCGACUAAGGAAUGGCAUUUGUAACGUCCAUGAAAAAUAAACUCAAAAUGAACAAAAUUUUACAUUUAGGCACUAUUUAUUGAAUGUUUACGCCAUAUUGUGAUGAAGUCGUGGUUUACGACUGAUGACUAUUACCGCACCCAGUAUUACCUUUUGUUAUUAUUUUUAUAGACAAAUUUCAAUAAAUAUCUAUAAUAUUGUAAUUACUUAUUUGCUAUACUUAUGUAAUACUGGAUCCCUUGCCGUCGCAAGUACAAGUGAUACACAGUUUCACAAACAGGUCCCUUUGUCGAGGAUCUAGAAUUGUUGAGCGGUAAAGCCGGGUAGUAUUUGAGCUUAUUAACUACUGGAUAUCUUUCUGUAACUAUUUGCAUGAUCCAGUGGAAAUACAAGCAAACACGUCAAUAACAUGUAUAUAUUUAUAUUGUAUGUGUGGAAAGUGCGAUAUUGCCCAAUCGAGUGUUAAAUCUGACUAGAUAAAGAUUAUAUAGCUGUGCAAAGUUAGCACUGGGUAAAUAUCUCUGGAAAACAGGAGCGAGAGUAGAAUGUAGCAAGCUUUUAUACUGGGUAAAGAUAAUAACAUUGGGAUAGGUAUGAAGAGUUGAAUCGUUCGUAAUAAAGUAUUUAGUAGCUCGCAUCGCUGGUCUUCAUCGAAAAAAGGUCACAAAUCAGCUACGUAUUUCAUGCAGUUCAAAAAGUUUUA
Molecule: messenger RNA, 1489 nt
Organism: Acanthoscelides obtectus
Lineage: Eukaryota; Metazoa; Arthropoda; Insecta; Coleoptera; Chrysomelidae
Source: the annotation of a GenBank genome assembly